Sphaerulina musiva SO2202 is the source of this 3411-nucleotide messenger RNA. RefSeq names its product heat shock protein 70. Bases 100 to 2142 code for a protein of 680 amino acids. Gene Ontology annotation, biological process: cellular response to unfolded protein; protein refolding. Gene Ontology annotation, molecular function: heat shock protein binding; ATP hydrolysis activity; ATP binding. The transcript has 3 exons. Lineage: Eukaryota; Fungi; Ascomycota; Dothideomycetes; Mycosphaerellales; Mycosphaerellaceae. The record is from RefSeq and is a predicted model, not a curated record. Gene Ontology annotation, cellular component: mitochondrion; cytoplasm.
GCCAUCUGCAACAACCUCCCUUUCUUCCUCACCCUCUCAUCCAUCAUCACCAUCGUUCCUUCCUCGUUGCGCGUACCCCAGUGUGUUAAUACAGCCAACAUGCUCUCUUCUCGACUGACGCGGAACGCUAUUCCGCGCGCGACAUCUUCUUUCCGAUCAUCAGCACGCCGCGCGCCCCUCACAUCGCAGUUUCGACGAGGAUAUGCGGAAGACACAAAUGCCGACAGCGGGAAGGUGAAGGGCCCGAUCAUUGGUAUCGAUCUGGGUACCACCAACUCGGCUGUGGCCGUCAUGGAAGGCAAGGCGCCUCGCAUAAUAGAGAACUCGGAAGGUGCACGAACGACACCUUCUGUGGUCGGUUUCACUAAGGAAGGCGAGCGACUUGUCGGUAUCGCCGCAAAGCGUCAGGCCGUCGUCAACCCAGAGAACACUUUGUUCGCCACAAAGCGUUUGAUUGGACGCAAGUUCAAGGAUUCUGAGGUACAAAAGGAUAUCCAGCAGGUCCCAUACAAGAUUGUUCAGCACACAAACGGCGAUGCGUGGCUCGAGGCACAAGGGCAGAAAUACUCUCCUUCGCAGAUUGGUGGUUUCGUCCUCGGCAAGAUGAAGGAGACGGCUGAGGCGUUCUUGGGCAAGAACGUCAAGAACGCUGUGGUCACUGUCCCAGCAUACUUCAACGACCAGCAGCGUCAAGCCACAAAGGAUGCCGGUCAGAUCUCCGGUCUUACCGUGCACCGUGUGAUCAACGAGCCAACUGCCGCUGCUCUUGCCUACGGUCUCGAGAAGGACGACAAAGUCGUGGCUGUAUACGAUCUUGGUGGUGGUACCUUCGAUAUCUCCAUCCUCGAGAUCUCCAACGGCGUGUUCGAAGUCAAGGCCACCAACGGUGACACCCACUUGGGUGGUGAGGACUUCGACAUCACCCUCGUCCGCCAUCUUGUGCAGCAAUUCAAGAAGGAGCAAGGAAUCGAUCUCUCUGGCGACCGCAUGGCUAUUCAGCGUAUCCGUGAGGCUGCUGAGAAGGCCAAGAUUGAGCUGUCUUCUGCUCAGCAAACCGACAUCAACCUGCCUUUCAUUACCGCCGAUUCUUCUGGACCAAAGCACAUCAACACCAAGCUCUCCCGCUCUCAGCUCGAGUCCCUGGUGGAACCAUUGAUCAGCCGCACUGUGGAGCCAGUCCGCAAGGCUCUCAAGGACGCCAACCUCCAGGCCAAAGACAUCCAGGAUGUUAUCCUGGUCGGUGGUAUGACCCGUAUGCCCAAGGUCACCGAGUCUGUUAAGGCCAUCUUCGGCCGCGAGCCAGCCAAGUCUGUCAACCCUGACGAGGCUGUCGCCAUUGGUGCCGCCAUUCAGGGUGGUGUUCUCGCUGGUGAGGUCACUGAUCUCCUUCUCCUCGAUGUCACUCCUCUGUCGCUCGGUAUCGAGACUCUCGGCGGUGUCUUCACUCGUCUGAUCAACCGCAACACCACUAUUCCAACCAAGAAGUCGCAGACUUUCUCCACUGCUGCCGACUUCCAGUCCGCUGUCGAGAUCAAGGUCUACCAGGGUGAGCGUGAGCUUGUCCGUGACAACAAGAUGCUCGGAAACUUCCAACUGGUCGGCAUCCCACCAGCUCACCGUGGUGUCCCACAAAUCGAGGUUACCUUCGACAUCGACGCCGAUUCGAUUGUCCACGUGCACGCCAAGGACAAGUCUACCAACAAGGACCAGUCUAUCACCAUCGCUUCAGGAUCUGGUCUCUCCGACUCCGAGAUCGAGAACAUGGUCAACGACGCCGAGAAAUACGCUGCCGCCGACAAGGACCGCAAGGCCGCCAUUGAGGCUGCCAACCGUGCCGACAGCGUUGUGAACGAUACCGAGAAGGCACUCAAGGAGUUUGAGGACCGCAUUGACAAGGCCGAGGCAGACAAGAUCCGUGAGACCAUCAACGGUCUUCGUGAAUUCAUUGCCACCAACCAGACUGGAGAAGGUACUGCUACCGCCGAGGAGAUCAAGGCCAAGACAGAUGAGCUCCAGACCGCGUCUUUGACUCUGUUCGACAAGAUGCACCGUGCCCGCCAGGAGGCUGAGUCGUCGCCAAAGGAGGGCGAGCAGUCGAGCGAACAACCUAAGCAAGACGGCUCUGACGAGAAGAAGCCAUAAAUGGCUUGAUUGUUUCCAAGCCUCGAGCUUGUUUUGUUUGAUGUCUUUAUACCCCAAGCGACCUGAGCUAGCGCGAAUGGUCCAUAAAAGCGUCGAUUCCGGCAGAAUUCAUGUAAGGAUAUUACGACGUCGGGAGAAGCCUCACUCUUCAGCCACGCUGCGCAGGGCCGGCUGAGGCGCUACUCAUGUUUAACUAUACAGAAAGAUGUACAGGGCGCUCGGCGCUUGGCGAAGCUGCGGAAAGCAGUCUGCUUGAAAUAACAGGUGCAUGACGAGUGGCGAGUUUGUGAAAGUAGUGGUGGCAUGGGACGAUAAGAAGGAAUGGGAUGGAUGGAUGUGUAGUUUUAGCCACCGUUCUCGGAUGUAUAAUGUCAUGAAGUCUCUACUCUGAAGGUCAUUCUCUUCCGGUCUCCGCCUUUGAAUAUUUCGCAUAGGCAACAUGACUGGACGAAUUGUCGGUGUCUCCUGGAUUGCUGCACAUCCUCUUCCUCUCUCUCUGAAGCAAGAUAAAAGAACCGGAAACCACCCAUCGCCGCAAAGAGCCUCCUCCAUGGCCAAUCAGAGCUAUAAACACCCAUCCAUUCUAGACUCCUGCGAACGCUGCUGUCUCACUCUGCUCUGACUGACGAUCAAACCCCAUGAAUGGCCAUACGCACGCGUAAUAGACACCAUCUUCCUGAGCAGCAGCAUUAGGAGAGAGAGAGAGAGAGAGGAUCGAGAGCUCUUUCAGAUUCUCCAUGAAUACACUCGCCGUAUUGUGGAAGAACAGUAACGUGGAGCAGGAGCAGGAGCAGGAUAUUUGGACCUAGCUUCUCCUGUGUGUGUGAAGCCUCUCGAUCCGGACUUUUUAAAAAAAAGAUUACAGUCAGUCGUGCGCUCCAAAGGUCAUGCAUAGCCGGCCUGUGUACCACACCAGAUUUGCAAACAAUUGCCUCCAAAGCCCUUUCUGUAGGCCCUCAAGGUCCCUAUGAUCCCCAGCUCCCCUUGAACACCCAUUCAAAGCCCAACAAUCCCCUUCACAGCCAGCACGAUCGGCGGCACACUCGUAGCAGCAACAGCCACAGUUCCAACAAAUCCCAUACUCAAACUACUAAACGCCGCAGCUCGCGGAUCCGUACCCAGUAACAUAGCAGUAGCAAGACUGCUCGAAUUCGCACCAAACGUGAUUCCUCUCGUAAUAUAAUCGUCCUCGGGAAUCCGCAAGAAUUUCAAAAUCUGAUUUCCUAUGAGGACUCCAAAGAUUCCGCUGAAGAUGGCCAAGGGAGUUCC